Molecule: messenger RNA, 2528 nt
Organism: Schistocerca nitens (vagrant locust)
Lineage: Eukaryota; Metazoa; Arthropoda; Insecta; Orthoptera; Acrididae
Product: serine/threonine-protein kinase GL21140-like
Exons: 12
Coding region: 567-2459 (630 amino acids)
Biological process (GO): protein phosphorylation; intracellular signal transduction
Molecular function (GO): protein kinase activity; ATP binding
Source: RefSeq, a predicted model, not a curated record
ACGCUUAACGUCUCCCUCAUAUGAGAAAGUUAAAAAACUUGUAGUUACGCUCUUAUGCGUAAUCGGAGAUUAAUGAUAAUCUUUGAGUUGUUUUGAAAAUUUCAUAUUUAUACGUGCAGAAGACAUCUACAAAAGGUACUACAACAAUCGGCUCGUGAAGUUUUGAACUAGCGAAAUAAGCAUUGUAACCACUUCUGGCUGAACGUUGAGGAUUAUUAAUAAGAUAAAACUGCAACAAUAAAUUUAUUGACAGUGUACACGAGUCAAUAGUAAUAUCUUGGAAUGUUUGUAAGUUGAAAUCGUCUGUCAUAUGUUUUCAGUUUGGCUGCAUAGAGCCGGCGUCGUUGUUAACCUUAGUGGAAACAGCGGCAAUUCGAGAUUGUUACAUUCAGAAAGUUUGGUAAAGUGUGCAUGUAAAAUGUAAAAAUGUGUGAUUUUUUCUACUAUUACAAGGAAUCAUGGCAGAAAUAAAAUCGCUGUUUGUGCGGGUGCAAUAAUUGUCUUUGGUAUACUGUUAGCUUCUACGGAUUUAAUUAAACAACAUAUUCGACACAACGUUUCAGAUCAUGUCUGGCAUCAAGGGCAGCCAAAGUAAUCUAUCAUCAUCUUCAGCUCUGUCAUCUUCCAUGCAGCAUGGAACAUCAUUAACUGGUGGUGGAAGCAGUCUAGAGCAUUUAAGUUGUGAUGAAAGUAAUACAUCAGCAAGAUCAGUAAGACAUGCCAAAAGAUGUCAUUUUUUCCGUAAUGCUGAUGUUUAUUUCAAAGGAGUAUCACUUGUUUUUCCUACAGAAAGGUAUAGGUCAUUUGAAAGUGUGUUUUCAGAAGUUACUCGUUCAUUAUCAAAGCAUGUAAACCUACCGACUGGAGUUAGAAAUUUAUACUCCUUAACUGGAAAGAAAAUCAUGUCACUUGAUGAUCUGGAGGAUGGGAAAAGCUAUGUUGCAGCAGGAUCAGGAGAACCAUUCAAACGACUGAAUUAUGUUGGUGUCAGGAGAGGUGCUCAUAAAACAAAGACAAAAAGUUUUCAAGCUAACGAAUCUUUGCCAGUGAAACAGCAUUUUCCUUCUUACAUUUAUCCUCGUGUUAUAACUGUAGUGAGAAAUGGUACAAGACCAAGAAAAAUUGUACGUCUUCUAAUUAACAAGAGGAAUGCACCUUCUUUUGAUCAUACAAUUACAGUUAUAACGGAGGCUGUGAGACUUGAUACAGGCCCUGUGUUGAGAGUGUAUGCAGCUGAUGGAUCUCAGGUCACAUCACAUGAAGACUUUUUUAAAACAGAAGAUUUGUUUUUUGCUUACGGAUUGGAGAGACCGAGUAAGAGAGAUUUUGAGUUAGAUUAUGAAGAGCGAAAGUGUAUUGAAAGCAUAAGGAGACACUCACGACGUGCUAAUAUUCACCUGAAAAGUGAGCACGAGCGGAGCAGCAGGAACAUGGGACAUGUAUGUGAAAUGCCAAACCCCAUUCGUCAGCCUCUAAUAAAAUCUAAGAAACGGAAACAGCCAUUAUCACACAAUACUGAAUCAGGACCAGUGUAUCCACCACUGAUUGAAUCUACAUAUGAGAUGGGACCGAUAAUUGGCGAAGGGAAUUUUGCCAUUGUUAUGCAGUGCCGAGAAAGGGCAACAGGCCAGGUGUAUGCACUGAAAGUUAUUGACAAAUCCAAAUGUGCAGGCAGAGAACACAUAAUUGAUAAUGAAGUAGCUGUUUUGCAUAAGCUAUAUCACCCGAACAUAAUCCAUCUCGUUACUGAAUUCUUCACUGAUUCAUUCUUAUACCUUAUCAUGGAAUAUGUUGAGGGAGGUGAUUUAUUUGAUUGCAUAACAGCUCAGAGAAAAUUCAGUGAAAAGGAAGCUAGCUUCUUGUUAAAAGAUCUUGCCAGUGCUUUACAUUAUAUCCAUUCAAUGAAUAUUGUUCAUAGAGAUAUAAAACCAGAAAAUUUAUUGGUGGCAACAAAUCCCAGGGGGGAAAAGGUACUGAAGUUGGGAGACUUUGGACUGGCAUGUCACGUUUCUGGACCAUUGUACACUGUUUGUGGGACACCAACAUAUGUAGCACCAGAAAUCCUUGAGGAAAAGGGCUAUGGAUUACAAAUUGAUGUUUGGGCAGCAGGAGUGAUAUUGUAUAUUCUGUUGUGUGGUUAUCCUCCAUUUGCGAGUCCUACAGGUGAUCAAGAAGAACUCUUUGACCGUAUACUGUCAGGAAACUAUGAAUUUAGUUCACCAUAUUGGGAUGAUGUAUCAGAGCUUGCAAAAGACUUAAUAUCUCAUAUGCUUCAAAUCCAGCCAGAAGUGAGAUUUUCAGCUGAAGAUGUAUUGGAUCACCAUUGGAUAAGAGUUGCACAACUAGAUGAAUGUGUUGAAGAACUUCAACUUGAUGAUGGUGUGGCUGGGGCUGUCAGUAGGGUAUUUGGAGAAUGUCAGGACAAGCAACUACAGGCAAUGACAAUUAUUACCUAUUGACCCUUGAAAUAGGCUUCUCAAUUAAACUAGCAAUAUUGCUUACAGACAGGAACACAACAUGGAAGAUAG